Molecule: messenger RNA, 1974 nt
Organism: Symbiodinium sp. CCMP2592
Lineage: Eukaryota; Dinophyceae; Suessiales; Symbiodiniaceae
Source: the annotation of a GenBank genome assembly
AUGAUUCCUGGAGCUCCUGGUCCUGGAAUGCAAGUGCCGGACAGGACAACCACUGGUGGUACGGCAACAACAGCAGCUGGUGGAGCGGGGGCUGGGAAAAGGGACAAUGCAGGUGGCCAGGAGCAGCAGGAGGAGCCAUCGGCAGAAGCGGAUUCAAAGCAGGAUGAGGCCAAGCAGGCAAAGAAGAGACAAGCCUACUUGCAGGCACAUGCGAAACAUAGGCCCACGGUCGCCGAACCAGAUCGUUUCGGUGGGCGAGAAUGCCAAGUCGGCUGGGGAGGGCAGCCCAAGCCUCAGACGAGAUCCCACAGUGUACUGAUGAUCACUUAUAUUAAAUUAAUGUUGGGCUUUGCUGUUCCAGGACUCACCUGUCUGCACUAUCUCUUCGAGUCCUGGUGCAAUGCCGAGGGCGAUUGGCGAAAGUCCUGUGUCUACGUAAACGUGUGCUCGAAGAACACCAAAACUCGGAAGGGAGUCAAAAAGUGGCUUACUUUCCAAGAGUUGGUCAGCAAGCUUGGAGAGACAGUGGCCGAAGCCAUAGUGGAGCACAAGCGGUCCGUGAAAGACUCUGCCGAAGUCAGGGAUCAUCCCGAUUGUCCGGGGGAGGCCCAGCAAUUCUGGGUCCUUGACUCCGAGGCGGAGGAGGAUAUCCAAGAGGCGAAGGGCAAAGCAGCCGCGACGCGGAAGCCGAAGGCCUUGGAGGGCCCGCCGGAUGUCAUGAAAGAUGCCGAGAAGGCUGUUCAAACGGCGAACAAUCGCAUCCAGUAUGUGGGAAAGCUCACUAUGAAGUCGCCGGAGCUGGCCGACAUGUCCGAUGUGCUCCGCAAAGCCUACCUGGACGACUUGCAGAUCAAAAGCAAGGAGGUGUGCAAGAUGCGAAACCGCCUGCAGAGCUUCAUCGACGCUGGCAAGGUGAAGGAGAUCCCCGACCAACAGGCUGUGGUGCUCGGCUUGAUUGACGCCAUCGACCGCUUCCUGCUGAUGGGCGACAAAGCCCUCGCAUUCGUGCUCAGCUGUCCGUUGUGGCGGCCACGCAGUGCGAGGAAUUCGCGCUUUUUGCUUUCCAUCUUGUCGUUGGAUGACAGUUACCUCGGCUGGGCAACCCUGAAACCUGUCAUUGGUCAUAUCGUUGCUGCUUUAAGCAGGGCAGCAGCCACACCAUUGACCCAGGACGGUCGCUGCUUCAUCGUCACCGAGAUCGGUGGGGAUUGGAAGUAUUUUCGUGAGGCUCUAUCCCUGCGGUCCCAUUGGAAUUCUCCUUUGAUUUGCCACCAUUGCCGAAUGGUGCGGCAAAACAUGGCAGACCUGCCUCUGGCUACUGACCUGGACUUCAGGGACACUCGGGCUUUUUUGGCUGAGGUUUCAAAGCACGAUGCUUCGCCUUUGGUGCUGCUGACGGAUUUUCAUCCUUCCAAAAUCACCUGGUGCUUGCUCCACAACCUCUACUUGGGCUUGCUCUGGACUGCCAAUGGGGGCGCAAUGGCAUGCCUUCUCGACAUGGCUUGGUGGGGGCUGCCGGAUGUCGACAUCAGACUUCGGCUUCAAAAGGCCUGGGCCGACUUUUGCGACUGGAAGUCUGCAAACAAGGUUACAUGUUCGCAGCGGCAGUUUACACCUGGCAUGCUCUACAAAGCGAAGCAUGGUGCAUAUAUGAGUUGCAAGGGAUUCAACAGCCGGGUUCUUGCUUCCUGGCUUGCCUCAGAGGCACAGAAGGCCUGGCAGGGUACUGCAAACCCCAGCGAUGAGCUGUGUCUUAUGACACAUGCACUGCCCCUCGGCUCCACCCUCAUUCAAUUUCACUGGGACCUUCACCCUUUCCGUUUUCUUUUUCUGUGGCUAGACAACAAUGUCUCAUGUGUAGUGGUAUUCUCCUUCUCAUUCGAGGACCUCGAUCGCCUCCUAUAUGGACUUGUCCGAGAGAUUCCGGCGGUUUUUGAAACCUGGCUUCAUGGAUUUCUGCACGGGAAGCCCUAA